CCGUCGUCAAGGUAACGACACGUCAACAUGUCCGCAGAGGUCGAAAACGGGGAGAAGGAAGAACCAAAAGUAGACUUUAGGAGGAAGGAACUCGUUUCCUCCAAUGGGAAGCGAUGAGCCAGGAACGAAUCAGCUCUCUGCUGCAGAUGACUCUGGAUGAAGUUCUGGGAGAGUUGGAAGUGGCCGUUGGCCUGGGCCAGAGACAGAGCUGCAUGAGAGAGGUGGCCCUGCUCGACUACUACAGCUCUGGGUUCUGGUGGGCCAAGGAGUCGGGCUUCAGCCCCGCCCAGAUCUCCUUCAGCAUGGCCGUUUUCCAAAGGCUGCUGGACAACAUCAAAGGAGAUAAGGGAGUUGGAUUUGUGGAGAACUGGAUGGAUUUAGCCAACGCACUGAACGGUGCCCUCCAGCAGGGGGCGGGCGUUCCUCUUCUCAGUGCAGAGCAAGCCACUGCCCUGGUAGAGCACGUCACAAACAGCCUCUUCCAGCAUUACAGACUGUAUGAACUCCUCUUCACCAUCCCAAGAGAACAGGCUCUUAUAGGAAUAGAGAGAACCAUUGAAGUGAUUUGUCAAGAUGCAAUCGCUCCAUUGGAAGAGGGGAUGUCAGCUGACCAGGACCUAGACCUGCCACUCAGCCAGGAGCAAGAAGAGGCCAAUCAGGAGGAGUCAGGGGGUGAACAGCAGGCAGACAACAGUGAAGGGCGGCCGAGAGAGUUGGUGGUGGAGGAGGAGGAGGACGUUGGGCAGUGGUCUAUCCAGGAGGUGGAGGAGGUGAUGUCGGAGCUGGCCAAGGAGAUGAUGGGGAGCCUCCAGGCGGACUUCAGCGAGAAACUAAGGAUACAUGAGAGGUCUUUCUCAGCAAAGAUAGGACAUCUGAAAGACAGCGCUUCCAAAUAAGUGCAUUUAUCACUGGUAAUUUGCUUCGUAAUAAAACAUUUACAAUUCAGUUUCAUAAAA
Messenger RNA from Gadus morhua (Atlantic cod), 956 nucleotides. It is a transcript of the gene cabcoco1, whose product is annotated as ciliary associated calcium binding coiled-coil 1. Lineage: Eukaryota; Metazoa; Chordata; Actinopteri; Gadiformes; Gadidae. The record is from RefSeq and is a predicted model, not a curated record. The transcript has 8 exons. Bases 114 to 896 code for a protein of 260 amino acids.